Molecule: messenger RNA, 1140 nt
Organism: Vigna unguiculata (cowpea)
Lineage: Eukaryota; Viridiplantae; Streptophyta; Magnoliopsida; Fabales; Fabaceae
Source: RefSeq, a predicted model, not a curated record
CGGUUCAUCGUUCAGCUCUUAUUGGUCCCAAGAUGUUUUGCUCUUUUCACGGCGAAGCAGCGAAAAACAGUAUAAAAUGUUUUUCUAGGGAUUCUUCUACUUCUGAUUGUAGCCAUGAUCACAAAAUCAAAUCCUCGUACCUUGUCCUCUCAUCUUCUCCUUGCAAGAGAGGUUCCUUCUCUGUCUCUCAGAUACCCGUUUCGUCUUCUUCCUCUCACAGCGAUGAUGCCGAUCACCCAAAUAAGGUUUUUGUGGAUGACGAUGAAGCCCUUUUUGGAGCCGUUCCUUCUCCCACUGAGAUUCAAACUGCUCUCACUUCACUUAAACAGGUCUUUGGGUGUUCUUCACAUGUCAAAGAUACUCCUUUAGCUUUAGUUGAUCAAGUAGAUUCAGAUCUGUCUGAAGCAGACUGGAAAGAACCUUCUCUGUGUUCAUAUAAUCCAAGCAUUUUACAAGCUGAUGUUUUUGAUAGAGCUUCUUUUGCAAUUCAUUUAUUGCAGACGGAUGCAUGUGUUGAGAGGAUGGUAAGAUCGUUAUCAUCAGAUAAAUCUGUUUGGGAUGCUGUACAGAAAAAUCAAGCCGUACAGAAAUUAAGGAACGCCCUGAAUGCAGAAAGAGACGAGAACUCGGAUGAAACAGUGGACAAUGACUCUCCUGACACAAAAAAUGUCAUACUGCGGAUGUCUGGUGCUGUAAUAGCCAAACUAAUGGAAGCAAUUGAGAAUAUGACCGAGAUUGUGAAGAAGUUGUUUCAAAGUGCACGUCACAAGAGAGCAGCAUAUGCAGGAAAAUCUAAUUCAUUCAAAAUGAAGCUGAGAGUUUCUGUCAUGCUUUCCAUAAUGAUCUUUCUAUUUGUGGUGGUGGGUCGUUUCUAUUAAUCUAAUUCAUUCAAUGAGAAGUUAAUCCACGGCAUAGUUCAACAAAGUGUUGACAGUUCUCAUUGAUUCUUUGGCACUAUUUCUUGUGGGUAAGACUUUGGGAUUGGGAUGUUUACCUAUUUGUCCCUUUUUGCUUCCUCCCAAACAAAAAAGAAGAGAUUUUGCUUCCUUGUGGACCAAACAAGGAGUAAAAGCUAUCAUUUGUAUACAUGAAUUUUACUUGGUCUUUACAAUCUAUAUGCGAAUUUGACUUUAAUGAGCU